AUGUCAGAACCCAAGCAUGGAGCCCUAGAGUCUUCCACACGCCUUGAUAUCAUCACCGCAGCUAAUGCACGAGACUCCCCUCUACUUCGCCUACCUGCCGAACUCCGGAAUCGUGUCUACGACUACGUAUUUGAUCCAAUACGAUACAAAACCUUCUGCUCGCUUUAUUACGGUCUAGAGCACCCCAGGCUUAUAGACUGUAACUGCCUGAGACAGCGAAUUCUGAUCCCGGCUACGUGCCGCCAACUCUAUGCUGAGACAGCAGCGUUGCCACUCCGCACAGUCGUUCUCGAUUUUCCUCACCGGUUCCCGGGUGUGAUGUGGACGAUCACUUUGCCAUCUGCUAUCAAGAAAGCUGUGAAGGAGAUCGUCUUUCGCAUCGCUAUGUCCCAAUAUCCCGUGGCCUUCUUCGACUAUUUUGAGCUGCUCCGCGUCGCCGAGCAUCUUCCGAAUUUGACUUGUGUUUAUCUCCGUAUAGUGGAAUUCGAUUCAGAGUCUGCAUUUGAUUCACUGUCCGAGGAGUCCAUAGCUUGGGUAGUUACGGAGCUCCAGAGCAGCUUGGAGAAGGCACAUGGAAAAGAGGUGAAGAUAAUCCGGGAACAGGGGCCAAUACAGACAGUUCAUUGA
Messenger RNA from Pyrenophora tritici-repentis Pt-1C-BFP, 627 nucleotides. RefSeq lists its product as uncharacterized. Lineage: Eukaryota; Fungi; Ascomycota; Dothideomycetes; Pleosporales; Pleosporaceae. The record is from RefSeq and is a predicted model, not a curated record.